ACUGUCAGCUGCACCUAUACAGUGUCUGCUGCCUCCAGCUACGAGGGGAUAAACAAGGACGACUGGCUGUCUCUUUACCCAAGCAUCACCUGUCAAAAUGUCUCCUAAAGCACCGUGCGCCCCCAAUCACCUGCCCACAUCCAGAGACGCAGUGACGCACAGCAGGUUUUCUCCAACUGUUCCCAGCCCCGUGAAUGAAGCUGGUAACACUUCAGGAGGCUGCAGUGAAAACCUGUCUCGAAAACCGCUGACUGUUACCGGAGGUGAAUCCACUUCAAUGAAAUAUCUCAAACCCAGAAGCAGGUGUGAGCAGUCUACACAGCGGGGCCGGCGCAGAAUGAAGGCGAACGACAGAGAGCGCUCCCGGAUGCACAACCUGAACACCGCUCUGGACGCGCUGAGGAGCAUCCUGCCGGCGCUGCCAGAGGACGCGAAGCUGACCAAGAUCGAAACUCUGCGCUUCGCCCACAACUACAUCUGGGCUCUGACGGAGACUCUGCGCAUGGCCGACCAGCACGGACACACGUCGGAAUACCUGCCGGCUGGAUCUGACCUGAGCAGCCCAACAAGUGUUUCAUCUGCGGAGUGGGACUCAGCCUCACCUGCAGAGUCUGGUUAUAUGACCUCAGCUGACUUUGACCCCAGAAACUGUUACACCUCUGCUCCUCAAAUGAAGUGUAAGAUUUUAUCAAGAGAUCAAUCAAGUGUUAUCCCUGUUACCUUUUAUUUCAAGUCAUUCUGUGGUGACGAUGAUGUCAAAAACACUUGGCACUGUUGACUUCUCUAUUUGUAUGAGGAACUCUGAAUGACAGCUCCCAUGUCAGGGGCCAUAUACAACAGAAAAAACUAUUGCACUGCUCUCUGUGGUUGGAAACUUUUCCAGACACAAGCUGAUCAGUGAUGUCAGAGCAGAUGUUUUCCAUCAGGCAAACACCUGCAGUCACAUCACAAAUUGAGAUCCUAAUUGGCCAGAAACUCAGCCUGCUUCUGCCCAUACAUAUCAGUGCAUCCAUGUAAAUGUAGUCUUCCAAAGCACUUACACUGAGUUCACGAAACAAAAUCUAUUCAAAAUGACUGUUCAAAAGAUUUAGUUCUUUACAAAGUAAGCCAUAACUUUCACUUGAGGCCAUUUGUUUUAGAAAAUUAUUUUACAAAGGUGGGACUAAGUCAGUGUUCUGCAAGUCACAAGUAAGUUUGAAGUCUCAAGUCAGGCCCUGAGUCCCUUUUAGUCAUAAUGCGCUUUUUGCCAUUUUAAAAACAGAGUGAUGAUAUAUUAAAUCAACAAACAUCAUGAAUGAUUUUAAAAUGUAUUUCUCUGUUAAAACAGGUGUGACUGAACUUAAUCAGAAAACUUCAAUUUUGUGUUUCUACCUUGUCUUGUUGCAUUUAAAACAUCUUAUAUUGGAAAAUGUUUACAAGAUAUCAAAAUAUUUUCAAGAUCAAGGCCAAGUGAAGUCUUGAGACACUGGCGUAAAACUCCAUGUAGAGUUGGAGGUCUUUUCCGAUUUUCUGAAGUCUAAAAUCAACAUAUUUGACUUGAGUCUGACUCGAGUCCACAUCUCUGCAAUUUCAUGAUCACGUUGCACUUACUAAAUCCCAGCCUGCAAAAACACCAUGAAGCACCAUCAAUGAUUUAGGAAGACAAGAUAAUUGGUUUUAACUAAAAAUAUUUAUUAGGUCAUGAUAUUCAAAUGUUUUCUUGAGCUAUUUUUGUUGCAUAAAAGUAGGUUUAUUUAUUUGAUAAAAACUGUAGAAAAUGUGUCUUGGGGUGAAAUGUUCAUUGUUUCAAUGAUUCAAAGGAACAAAAUGUACAAAGACAAAUAUUACUUAAACACAGUGGUUGCGAUUCAAAUGUUUUUUAGGGAGAGAAAAAUGCCAACAUUUCAUAGUAUUCAUUAAUUUUCCUUUUUCAGAGGCCAAAGUUAAUGUGCAAAUCAACAUUUUCAAAGACGUAGUUCUUUACUGUCCUGCCUACCAGUGACUGUA
Molecule: messenger RNA, 1986 nt
Organism: Epinephelus moara (kelp grouper)
Lineage: Eukaryota; Metazoa; Chordata; Actinopteri; Perciformes; Serranidae
Gene: neurog3
Product: neurogenin 3
Exons: 2
Coding region: 98-778 (226 amino acids)
Molecular function (GO): protein dimerization activity
Source: RefSeq, a predicted model, not a curated record